Molecule: messenger RNA, 928 nt
Organism: Cajanus cajan (pigeon pea)
Lineage: Eukaryota; Viridiplantae; Streptophyta; Magnoliopsida; Fabales; Fabaceae
Product: lachrymatory-factor synthase
Source: RefSeq, a predicted model, not a curated record
UUAAAUUUGAAGACUUUUAUCAAUUGCAAAAAGGUCUUCAAUUCCACGGUGGGAUACAUGAUCCACUUUCACACGCUAGAAACCAUCUGCGUCUUUAGUAAUGAAUAUUAUGGCCCACUUCCGUAUUCAUGAUUCAUUGGGUAAUAAUGUUUUUGAGUUUUGAUAGAAAAUCAUAUGAAUCUCCGUUUGCCACACAAACCUAGCAGCCAAGAUCUGUUCUGUUGUACGCCGUCACCACUCACCACUCACCAGGUACCACCCCCAUCUUGGAACACCAACGUACCAGCGAAGGAGGCUCACCCAUCUUACUCGGCAGAUCAUCCCUACAGCAGAUUUCCGAGUUUGUUGGUUUGCACCAAAAUGGAGCACGAGUUGCACGAAAGAUGGGAGGGGAAGGUAUCAGCGAAGCUGAGAAACGCCACUAAAGAACAAGCAUGGCCCCUUGUGAAGGACUUCUUCAAUCUCCACAAGCGCUUCCCUACCCUCGCCACGUGUUACGGGAUUCACGGAUCUAACGGUGAGCCUGGCUGCAUACGAUACUGCGCCGGCUCCUCCAUUCCAUCCAAAUCCAACGCCUCGGGGAGCGUGAGCUGGUCAAAGGAAAGGCUGGUAGUCGUUGAUGAUGUUGACUUCAGCCUCAAGUACGAGAUGGUUGACGGCAACAUUGGGUUCAGGUCAUACGAGUCAACCAUGAAGGUCCUCAGCGAUGAUGACUCUGAUGGAUGCAUGUUGGAAUGGUCCUUCGCCGUUGACCCCGUUGAAGGCUUGCUUCUUCAGGAUCUCGUCACCAAGUACCAUGUGGGCCUCCAACUUAUGGCCCACAAAAUGGAGGACGAAAUUCAAGGUUUAGUCACCGGAAUUAUGUAGCAUAUAACUCACGGGUCAAAGAUAUUUUUACUUUAUUUAAUAAUUUAUAUUUUAUAUUAAA